AUGCGAUACACACACAAGCAGCAAACAGCAUAUCUGAGGCUGAAGCAUGUCAAUCUGGAGGUCCAUGACAACCACACGGCCCACCAAACACUGGGCCUGAGCUCCAGGCACCUGGUGGUACGGCGCGGGAGGCCUUUCAAAGUCACCAUGCUGUUACAUGGAAGAGUGUUCAAUGGAUGGAGACACUCAUCUUUACUGCCCUCAGUUUCAAAGGAUGAGUCUAUUUCUCAGUGGAGUGCCCAUAUCCACCCAGGGGAGAGGCAUUCUCAGUCGGUUACUGUCCACGUCUGUUCCCCUGCUAAGGCUCCUGUGGGACUCGACGACCUUCAAGUCCACAUUGUGUGUCUUGUUGGGCAACGCAGCUUCGCCAUAGGAAGCGUUGUCCUGCUGUGCACCCCCUGGCUUCAGUAUGAUACAGUGUACAUCCCUUUUGAAGACCAGAGAGAUGAGUACGUUACAAAUGACAUUGAAUUUUUGCACAUGGGCACUCCUCACAAUGUCAUAUCAAGACCAUGGUCAUUUGGCCAGUAUGAACAGGGGAUAUUGGAGAUUUGCCUUAACAUCCUCCAGGUCAGCCCACAGCACAGCAAAGACAAGCAGGGAGAUUACCUCCUCCGUGCAGACCCUGUCUACAUCAGCAGAGUUGUGUGUGCCAUGGUCAAUUGUGAAGAUGAUCGAGGCUUGAAGGGGUACUGGUCAGGAAACUUUAAAUAUGGAUUUAACCCGAUGCAAUGGACGGGCAGCGCAGACAUCUUAAAGCUCUGGGGCCGAUCCAAUUUCAGCCCUGUACGGUACGGCCAGUGCUGGGUCUUUGCCUCAGUCAUGUGUACAGUUAUGAGAGUUUUGGGGAUCCCAUCAAGAGUUGUCACAAUCUUUAACUCCGCCCAGGACACCAAUGGAAGCCUGGUCAUCGAGGAAUAUUACACCAACACUGGGGGAACAAUCAGCAUGUCCAAGGACAGCAUAUGGAACUUCUAUGUGUGGGUUGAAUGCUGGAUGUCACGACCAAACCUGGGCCCAGGGUUUGAUGGGUGGCAGGUAUUGGAUCCAACUCCCCAGGAGAAAAGUGGAGGUCAAAUACCUCAUUCUAUUCAAUAAUCACGUUCUGUUAGAUCAUUAAGAUCUGUGUCAGCACUCAUUUGUAUAGCUUCACGGUUCGUUUUGUUAUUUUGUUCGUUUUGUUCAGUGUUCAUUCUUAC
Salvelinus sp. IW2-2015 is the source of this 1199-nucleotide messenger RNA. RefSeq names its product protein-glutamine gamma-glutamyltransferase 5-like. The record is from RefSeq and is a predicted model, not a curated record. Gene Ontology annotation, molecular function: protein-glutamine gamma-glutamyltransferase activity. Lineage: Eukaryota; Metazoa; Chordata; Actinopteri; Salmoniformes; Salmonidae. Gene Ontology annotation, biological process: peptide cross-linking.